Etheostoma spectabile (orangethroat darter) is the source of this 2668-nucleotide messenger RNA. RefSeq names its product transcription factor 7-like 1-A. Gene Ontology annotation, biological process: canonical Wnt signaling pathway; regulation of transcription by RNA polymerase II. The coding region runs from base 486 to 2303 and encodes 605 amino acids. Gene Ontology annotation, cellular component: catenin-TCF7L2 complex; chromatin; beta-catenin-TCF complex. The transcript has 13 exons. NCBI's taxonomy places the organism in Eukaryota, Metazoa, Chordata, Actinopteri, Perciformes, Percidae. The record is from RefSeq and is a predicted model, not a curated record. Gene Ontology annotation, molecular function: RNA polymerase II cis-regulatory region sequence-specific DNA binding; DNA-binding transcription factor activity, RNA polymerase II-specific.
UCGGGCUCCUUCUUCCACUCCAGAAGCAGCGAGCAGCCCGACCGUUUCCCACGCCUCCGCACCGCAAACAACCCCCCCCCCCCCUUCUUUCACCAAAAUCGACUUGAAUCAGCGAAAGAUUUAGAAAAAUGCGGAAACGACCGAUUUAAAACGCCUUUAGUGGGAAGUGUGCGUGUUUUAAAGCGGACUAACGAUGUUGGAAUUAAAUCAAAUCGGGCCUCUACUUUUUCCGCUGGAGUAGAGAUCACUACGCGUAAAGUUUUCAGUCGGAGUGACUGUUUCGUAAUGUCAACGGCCCUGAGUCGGUAACGAGCGACUUUUAUUGUAAUCUUUUUUUAAAACCGUUUUGAGCGUGGCUUGUGGCUUUUUAUGGACUCUUUUCUCGGCGGGAACCAGCUCGAGGAGGACUUCUUGUACGCCUCAGGAAUUCGACGCCAGACACGGACGCGUCAGUGAACGCCGCAGCAGCUAGCUAACGUCCAAACAUGCCGCAGCUAAACGGGGCAGACGGAGACGACUUGGGAGCAAACGAUGAACUUAUUGCGUUCAAAGACGAAGGGGAACAAGAGGAAAAGAGGAAUGUGUCCUCUGGACGGGACCUGGACGACGUGAAGUCCUCCCUGGUCAACGAGUCCGAGUCCAGCUCAGACUCAGAGGCAGACAGACGCCCCAGGACCAAUCCAGAUGCGGAGAGCAGGGCCAGGCAGAACUAUCUGUUUCAGGAAGCCCUGCGGAGGCAGCAGGACGCGGGUCUCUUCCAACACUCCCCCUAUGUUGGCUAUCCCUUCUUCAUGAUCCCGGACCUGGGGAACCUGUGCAGCCCCUACCUCGCCAACGGAGCUCUCCCACCAAGUGCCAGGACGUACCUGCCGUUUCAGUGGCCUCUGCUCGACGUCCCGGGACGAGCAUCAAUCAGAGACUCUGCUACUCCGACGCACCUGUCUAACAACGUGCCGGUGGUGCAGCACCCUCACAUGAGCCACCUCCACCCGCUGCUGUCCUACAGCCCGGAGGCCUUCUCCCCCCAGAGAGCCUCGCCGGGCUUCUCUCCGGACGCAGGGAUGUCGAGGACGCCCUGCUACCCGGUCUCUCCCGGAGGCAUGGCUCAGAUCCCGCACCCCCUCGGAUGGCUGCAGGGACAGGCGAUGUAUCCCAUCGCUGGAGGCUUCUCACCUGCCGCGCUGGCGAUGAACGCGUCCAUGUCGGGCCUGAUGUCGGGGAACUUCUCUCCACGGUUGGUGCCGACCUCCCAGUCGUCCAUCCCGCACCCGGCCAUCGUCCCGCGGGAGGUGAAGCAGGAGCCUGCAGGCAGCAGCCAGCCGGGAAGUGCCGACGUCCAUCAGGAGAAAGAAGACGAGAGGAAGCCGCACAUCAAGAAGCCGCUGAACGCGUUCAUGUUGUACAUGAGGGAGGAGCGGCCCAAAGUGGUCGCGCAGUGCAAAGUUAAAGAGAGCGCCACCAUCAACCAGAUCCUGGGACAGAGGUGGCACUCUCUCUCCAAAGAGGAACAAGCCAAAUACUACGAGCUGGCCCGUAAGGAGCGGCUGCUCCACUCCAAGCUGUACCCGGGCUGGUCGGCCAGAGACAACUACGGUAAGAAGAAGAAGAGGAAGAGGGCGAAGAGUGAAACUCAGUUUGAAGAUCCUGAACAGGACUUCCCGCUGCAGCUGAAGAGACCUCGCGUUCCGCCUGACGAGACGCCUCACACACACGCUGCUCUCCUGCAGCAGACCGCGCACGCGCACACACACGCGCACACACACGGGCACACACACGGGCACACGCAGCCCCGCUCGCACCUGUCCCAGCCGCACACCGUCUCCCACCUGACGCACACACACCUGUCCCAGGCCAGCCCCGCCUCCUCGCUGGACUCCCCGGCGACGCCGACCACGGCGCUGGCGUCGCCCGGCGCUCCGGCGCCGACACACACCGAGCACGCGCACACGUCGACACACAGCGAGCACGCGCACACGUCGACACACACCGAGCACGCGCACACGUCGACACACACCGAGCACGCUCACACGUCGCCGUACGCCGAGCAGCUGCAGCCGCUGUCCCUCACCACCAGGCCCCACCGGACGUCGCUGGCUCUGAGCCGCGCCGCCGUCCCGUCCGGACCCCCCACGCCCACGUCGUCCUGCGGCACCCCCGCCUCCUCGCCCCACGCGGCCCCCCCCUCCCGGUGUUCCCCCCCGCCCCCGCCCGCUCCUACCUCCGCUCACCGAUCGGCGGCGAGCUCACACGGUGCCUUCAGCCAGUCGCAGGCGUUCGCACGCAGGAGAACCAAUCAGCUGUGAGGAUCUGCUGUCACUCCGAAUCUUCACAUCCAAUUAAAAAACAAUGACAUCACAGCCUCAGUCGGACGUGAUUUGUUCCUCUUUUUUUUAACGCUGUACAUACGCUUUCUUUUUAAACUGGUUUUAUAGAUGAUCACGUUUUAUAUUGGUAUGAAAAGGACAAUAAUUGGUCAAUAUUUGACUCAUCUCUAAUGUCAUGAAAUGCGUUUUUUGUCUUUUUUCUGGUUCUUUUUAUGAAUGAAGUUGUAUUUUGGAGCGGUUCGGUUGGUCAACAUGUUGUUUCUUUCUCACCUGGUAGUGUUGAGUGUAAAUCUAUUUCCUGGUUCCUCCUCUGUGUUAAUAAAUCUUCACCAGUUCUGACACGC